GUUUUGAACUUGCAUGCAAAACAGGCAGAUGUUAGAGAGGUCGGAAAUGCAGAAAUUAUUCUGAAUUCAGCGAAGUGUUUUCUCUUUCCCUCCGCCACUUUAAUUCAAUCGUUUUGUUUCGGUUUAAGGGAAAGCACCAGUCAAGUGUCACUGAUUGAGUUCAUUAAAAGGAGAUGAGCGCUAAAUCAGCUGCACUACCUGCAGUUUUUUCUGUAGGUGCGCUGGGAUUCACAUCUACACCAAACUACUAUUGGCUCUUCUCCGAAAAUACAUUUGCAUGACGAGUCAAUUACUUUGAACGCUUAUCUAAAAUAUAGCUGUGACACAAAAGGAAACAGAGUGAUGAGUUGAUCGCUGCCUGUUUGCUGAUGGGAAAAGCGCACUUUGGAUGAUCCCACCAAACUGUCACUGAACGUCGACAGGUUUUUUUCUUCUAAACGCACCUGAAACUUCUCCAGACCCUCGCCCCGGUUGAUGCCGAGGAUCAUGACCAUGAACAGUGACCCUGCCACCGCGCCGCUGGAUCUGCGCACCACGAACCGAGAGCGUGGGUCCAGGACUCCAGACUGUAAAGGUCGCGCCAGGGACGCUGGGGGGACAGGCGGCUCACCUGCACCCCCAGCAUGCACAGGGACGGACAGUUUGGAGAUACAGUGCCCCGCGGUCAGGGGCGCAGAAACCGGCCCUAGCCGCAAACGGCCAGCGGACAAAUCCUCCUCCAGUCUUCCUUUUAGGAAACGCCCGAUUCUUGUGGAGCCGGAGACCCAGAGGCAGUCUCCGACUCAACCGGAGAAUGGAGACCGCUUCUCCCCUGCGACGGACUUCACAUUACCCGAGAGGGUCGCCGGUCGUUUGGAAAGAUCCCCGGAGGAGAACAGCAGAGUGGGCGCAGCGCCGGUGACUCCCAGGCUUCUUGAAGCGCCAGGACAGAGUCCACAUGGAUACCCCUUCCGAUUUUUGCACCCGAUUGAUUACGGUCAAUACCCAGUGUACUGUUUGCCCCCCGUCCCAGAGCCACACCACCCGACCCACCACGCCGAGAACCUGCUGGCUGCUAUCCAUCUGGCUACACGUCAAGAUGAAGAUGGAGACACAGCUCUUCAUAUAGCUGUGGUGCAGGGGCAGUACGCCAUCGUCUGCAAUCUGAUCCAACUCUUGCUGUUGGCACGCAGAAGCCUCGAUGUCUACAACAACCUCCGCCAGACUCCCCUUCAUCUGGCAGUGAUCACCCAGCAGGCAAACAUGGUGGAGGCUCUGUUGAGGGAUGGAGCUGACCCUGCUGCCUUGGACCGUAACGGCCAAACGGCACUUCACCUCUGCUGUGAAUAUGACCAGUGUGACUGUCUGUCAGUUGUUCUCUCGCACUCCUCAGCCUCCACAUGUCUGGAGAUCAGAAACUAUGAGGGUUUGAGCCCUCUCCAUCUGGCGGUGCUGCGCGGCCAUAGAGUUUUGGCCAGAAUGCUGCUGGAUGCAGGUGCUGACAUCAAUGCUAUGGACAUUAAAAGUGGCCAGAGUCCUCUCAUGCACGCGGUGGAGAGCAAUAAUGCAGACAUGGUCCACUUCCUCAUUGAGAGUGGCUGUGAUGUCAACAGCCAGUCAUACAGUGGGAACACAGCCCUGCACAGCGCCUGUGGCAGAGGUCAGGUGGACACGGUGAGGCUUCUGCUGAAGAGCGGCGCAGACAGCAGCCUCAAGAACUACCAUAACGACACACCUGUCAUGGUGGCCAAAAACAAGAAGAUAGCAGAUGUUUUACGAGGGAGAGGCUCCAAUCAGAUAAGAGCUCUAGAUCAACGCUCUUUGUCCGUCUCACCACAUGGCAGCAGUUUAACAGAAAAUGGGUCCCCAUCCUCCAACCACAGUCGUGGAUGUUCACCUUCAACUACACCACACACCCCUUAUAAUAGCACCUCCCAUUCUCCAAAGACUCCAUCUACGCUUGUAUUUCCAUUUUACUAGCUAAAGUUAUGGUCCAGAGCGACUUGCAACUACCUCCACAUAGCCAACCAACAAAAGACUUCAGUGCCCAGAAGGAUAUCCAGAAGGUUCAGCGAACAGACCAGCAAAAAGGAGGGCAUCUGAAUUUAGUCUUCCCUCAAGGCUGGCCUUCUUUUCCUGGACUCCAUGACAAAGGACAGUUAAAGUUGGCAUCCCUCCUUGGGUUUCAUUGCCUGGACGGAGUCCCUGCAACCACUCUGCUCACCCAGCUGCUGUUUCGGGCAUCCACAUAAUGAGCUGGCAACUGACAAGCUGCUGCAGUGAUCAGCAGGACAGAAACGUGCCACUGCAUGCAAUCAAGGCUGACAUAAAGGACUGUUUUAAAACUGCCUGAUGUCAGUAAAUGAUGGACAUGGGCUCAGUGAACUCUGAGUAUUUUUCUUUUUUUUUCUUUAAGAGGACUGUAGAUAGAUGGCAGGAAAUGAAGGGCAACAAAUAGAGUAUUUUGACACCCUAUGUCUUUCAAAGAUUGUAUUCAGUUUGCUUACUAUAAGGCUUGACAAUGUAACUUGACCUGCUUAAAGACCCUUCCAGUGUAUUUUGGCAUUUUUAUGAUAUUUAAUAGUUUACUGAAGGCAUGAGACCCCAAGUUACCUAAUGCAGUAAGAUACAGGAGCUAACACGAAGCUAACUCAUAGAUGUAUGUGACUUAGCAUUACCUUUAUGACAGUUACACUUAGAGAAACGUGUGACUUGGAGUACUGUAGUCAUAGGUCAUCUCCCUGUCUUUUUGCAGGGGGGGCUACACGGUGGUGUAGUGGUUAGCACUCUCGCCUUACAGCAAGAGGGUUCGCCUCCCGCCUGCGGCUCCUCUGUGUGGAGUUUGCAUGUUCUCCCCGUGUCAGCGUGGGUUCUCACCGGGUACUCCGGUUUCCUCCCACAGUCCAAAAACAUGCACUCUAAAUUGCCUGUUGGUGUGAAUGAGAGCUAUAUCUAUAUGUCAGCCCUGUGAUAGUCUGGCGACCUGUUCAGGGUGUACCCCGCUUCUCGCCCAAUGUCAGCUGGGGUCGGCUCCAGACCCCCGCGACCCGAGUGCAGAUGAGCGUUUAAGAUGAAUGAAUGUCUUUUUGCAAUUAUGAGCCCAAAUUUAUAUUCUUUGUGCAGAAAUAUUUUGCAAACAGUGUGGCUCAUCAUUAUUGUCACAAAGUAACUCAGUACAAUAUGAAAUAUUAUAAAAUAAACUGGAGGGGGGGGGGUUUGAUGUUGCACAGUUUAAUUCCUUCUAUUUUAAUCAAUGUCCAUAGUACCUUCACAUGUUUGUAUGCAUAUGUGUUUGUUGUUUCUUCACUGUCAAAAGUUGUAUAUUUUUUUAUAUAAAAUAAGUCCAACAGA
Centropristis striata (black sea bass) is the source of this 3330-nucleotide messenger RNA. It is a transcript of the gene bcl3, whose product is annotated as BCL3 transcription coactivator. Bases 475 to 1959 code for a protein of 494 amino acids. The record is from RefSeq and is a predicted model, not a curated record. Gene Ontology annotation, molecular function: protein binding. The transcript has 9 exons. NCBI's taxonomy places the organism in Eukaryota, Metazoa, Chordata, Actinopteri, Perciformes, Serranidae.